Schizophyllum commune H4-8 is the source of this 1457-nucleotide messenger RNA. RefSeq names its product splicing factor, CC1-like protein. The transcript is spliced from 9 exons. Gene Ontology annotation, cellular component: nucleus. The coding region runs from base 1 to 1230 and encodes 409 amino acids. Gene Ontology annotation, molecular function: RNA binding. Gene Ontology annotation, biological process: mRNA processing. The record is from RefSeq and is a predicted model, not a curated record. Lineage: Eukaryota; Fungi; Basidiomycota; Agaricomycetes; Agaricales; Schizophyllaceae.
AUGAUGAGGAUGUUGACCGGGACGCGAAGCGUAAAAAGGAAGAUUCACCGCCCCCUCCUCCAGGUGCUUUGCCCCCUCUACGUCGGGAUAGCCCACCACAUCGUCGCCGGGAUGAUCGACGCGACCGCCGUCGUGGCCCUCCGAGCCCAAGGUACGCGUCGCACACCCCCUCCGCAGCCGGAUCCUUUCGACGAGGAUGCUCCCAACCCUCAAGACUCGGAAGCUCGCUCGGUCUUCGUAUCGCAGCUUGCCGCGCGUCUGACUGCUCGCGAUUUAGGGUAUUUCUUUGAGGAUAAACUUGGAGAGAAUACCGUGAUGGAUGCCCGCAUCGUCACGGAUCGUAUCUCUCGCCGCUCGAAGGGCAUCGGCUACGUCGAAUUUCGCACCGUCGACUUGGUCGACAAAGCCCUCGACCUAUCCGGCACUGUAGUUAUGGGCCUGCCUAUCAUGGUACAGUUGACUGAAGCUGAGCGCAACCGUCUUCAUGCUGGUGAUGGAAACCUCAACCUUCCACCUGGCGUCAGUGCACCCCACGGCGGUGCAAUGCAGCUGUAUGUCGGCUCUUUGCACUUCAAUCUCACCGAGGCGGAUAUCAAGCAGGUGUUCGAACCAUUCGGCGAGUUGGAAUUUGUCGAUCUUCAUCGCGACCCGACUACUGGCAGGAGCAAGGGAUACGCCUUCGUGCAGUACAAGCGUGCUGAGGACGCGAGGAUGGCAAUGGAGCAGAUGGAAGGGUUUGAGCUUGCAGGUCGCCAGCUUAAAGUCAACACGGUGCACGACAAAGGGGGUGUUGUCCGCUACGCACAAACCGAAUCGCUUGAUGACUCCGGCGGCGGUAACUUGAACGCAGCAUCUCGUCAAGCGCUAAUGCAGAAACUUGCUAGGACCGAUUCUGCUCCUCUUUUGCCAGAACCUGUUGCUCGACCUAAUAUCCCGCAAACUAUGGAAUCGCGGUCCGUCCUGCUCAAGAAUAUGUUUGAUCCGGAGGAGGAGUCCGGCGAUGACUGGGACAAAGAGCUUGCUGACGACGUUAAAGGCGAAUGCGAGAGCAAGUACGGCAAAGUCUCCGCUAUCAAGGUAGAGAAGGAGACUCAGGGCGAAAUCUACGUCAAGUUCGACGCCGUCGAUGCAGCCAGAAAAGCUGUCCAGGGUCUGAACGGCCGCUGGUUCGGCGGCAAGCAAGUGUCGGCUGCGUUCAUCUCGGACGCCAUCAUGCAAGCGCACCAGUAGUCUCCAUGUUUGGCUGCGCUAUGGUGUUGCCGCUACUGAACGUCCCAAUGGCAGACACGACGCUCGACGCGUAUCCUUGCCCCUUCUUUACAGAUCUUCUUCCCCGAAAUCCGGUCGCUCGCCUUGAGGCAGGUUCUUCCGUUGGCGUUCUCGUACCUCUUUGUGUCAUCCUCGAGAUAACUAUUCGCAUAUAGAUCGCACAAUAAAGAUUCUUGCUGCUCGAUACU